Messenger RNA from Cryptomeria japonica (Japanese cedar), 426 nucleotides. RefSeq lists its product as uncharacterized. The transcript has a single exon. The record is from RefSeq and is a predicted model, not a curated record. NCBI's taxonomy places the organism in Eukaryota, Viridiplantae, Streptophyta, Pinopsida, Cupressales, Cupressaceae. The coding region runs from base 1 to 426 and encodes 141 amino acids.
AUGGUGUAUGGAAAAACAACAAUGAUGCCCAUUGAGUUUGAGUAUAAAACUCUUAGGAAAGCUCUGCAAUUGAAUAUGACUCUCUCAGAAGCACAAAAGGACCACAUCAAGCAAUUGAAUGCUUUAGAUGAGCUGAGAAAUAUGGCUGUCCAACAUACAAAGAUUAUUCAACAUCAACAAGCUAAAUGGCAUGAUAAGUAUAUCAAGGAGAGAAAAUUUAAAUCUGGAGAUUGGGCAUUGUUAUAUGAUUCUAGAUAUAAGGAUACUAUGGGGAAGGUACAUACACGUUGGUUGGGCCCAUAUGAAAUAGUUGAAGUUUUUCAAAAUGGAGCAGUUCGGUUGACAACAAUAGACCCAGUUAGAUUCAAACUUCUAGUCAAUAGUCAUCGACUACGCCUUUAUCAUAAGCCUGCAACAAAAGAAUAG